AUGGUACUAAUGUUAAAGAUAUUUAGCCAUCUGCUUAAACCAUGAAAUUAAGAAGUUAAAAUUAUCAAGGAAACAUUAAUAGACCAGGAAAAGUUCCUAAAUCAAUAAUUGUAAUCAAACAAAUUAUUUUUAUAGAAAAAGGAAGAAAAUCUCCCUAUAGGACCAAUUUUAUUAGGAGUGUUUUUAUUUGUAGUUGUUGGUUCAGGUAAAUUAUAAAUUUAAGAUUUAAGCUUUAUUCUAAAUACUUAAUGUUGCUUCAAGUGGUUAAGAAAUAUGA
Molecule: messenger RNA, 277 nt
Organism: Paramecium sonneborni
Lineage: Eukaryota; Ciliophora; Oligohymenophorea; Peniculida; Parameciidae
Source: the annotation of a GenBank genome assembly